CGGUCUGCAGUCAGUCUAAUGCGCUGCGCUGCGCAAUAACCCAGCAGAACCACCUGUGCGGCUCCGGUGAUGCUCCUCUCGUCCUGUGGGAAUGUCUGAAUGAGGACGAACAAUCCCUCUUUUAUGUGAUUGCAUUUGUGCGCCUUUUCGUGGAGUAUCGCAACAUGGACUAAUUGCAUUAUCCACCAUGGGAUUAUUACAGUUGUUUGUUGGAUUAUUUUACGCGGCGGCAGUCGCUGCGUUCGGAGUGGAUCCGGCGGUUCGGAUCAGCGUUUUCCAAGAGUUCAGUCCUGGAGAAGGGUUUUCCGGCGUGACACAGGUGCAAGGUUUCCGUGACGACACGAGAGCGUUCCUCUUCCAAGGCUUGUCCCGGAGCGUGAGGGUCUCAGACGCCGCCGCGGACCGCAUUUUCUACAGGCUGCUGGAGCUGGAGAGCAGCGGACAGAAGAGCGAAGUGCGUCUUCAUUUCCAGACCAAAGGCCAGCAGACGUACACAGAGAUCUUCCCUUACAUGCUCGCCGACAACCAAUGGCACAAAGUCUCCGUCUCCAUCAGCGCUUCACAUGUGGCGCUCUAUGUCGACUGCAAUAAGAUCUACGAGCGAGUGGUUGCAGUUCCUCUGAUGGAGAUCCCAGAAGACACGUCGUUCUGGGUCGGACAGAGAAACAGCGCUCAUGGCUUAUUCAAGGGAGUGAUGCAAGAUGUUCAGAUCCUUGUAAUGCCUCAAGGAUACAUCACGCAAUGCCCCGACCUCAACCGCACCUGUCCAACCUGCAACGACUUCCACGGACUCGUGCAGAAGAUCAUGGAGCUGCAGGACAUCUUGGCCAAAACGUCGAGCAAGCUGUCUCUGGCCGAGGACAAGAUGAAGGGUCUGGACUCCUGUUACUGCGAGAGGACGUGUCAUGUGAAGGGAGUGACCUACAGAGAGGAGCAGACGUGGACCUACGGCUGCAAGAACUGCACGUGCUCGAAUGGAACGGUCCGCUGUGAGAAGAUUCUGUGCCCCCUGCUUGUGUGUCCUGAUGGUACGACCCCAGCGUAUGUGACAGGAACCUGCUGCAAAGAGUGCCAGUUGAUGUGCUUGUUUUCGGGGCAGACGCUGGUGGAAGGACAACGCUGUGCUGUUCACGAUCCCACCGCGGGACUCUGCCAGCUGUUUGAAUGCAAGGAUCGCACGAUGCAUAGAGUUACGAACCCUGAAGACUGUCCGCAGCUCACCUGCGCUGAAUCUGACCAGAUCACACUGACAGACAGAUGCUGCAAAGUCUGCAGAGGUCACGACUUCUGUGCGGAGGACAACAUCUGUGCGGAGAACUCGGCCUGCGUGAACUUAGACGCCGGCGCCAGCUGCAGCUGCAAGAACGGCUUCCGGCUGCUGCGUGAGGACAGCGUCUACUGCGAAGAUAUCGAUGAGUGUGUGGAGGGGAGGCACUACUGCCGUGAGAACACACAGUGUGUGAACACCGCCGGCUCCUUCAUGUGCAUCUGCCACACCGGAUUCAUCCGCAUCGACGAUUACUCCUGUACAGAGCAUGAUGAGUGUGUGUCCGGUCAGCACAGCUGCGAUGAGAACGCUCUGUGUUUCAACACCGUCGGCGGCCACAGCUGCUCCUGCAAACCCGGAUACACCGGCAACGGCACCGACUGUAGAGCGCUCUGUGAUGGCCGCUGUCUGAACGGCGGCUCCUGCGCAUCUCCCAACAUCUGUGUGUGUCCGCAGGGCUUCAGCGGGCAGAACUGCGAGACGGAUAUCGACGAGUGCUCGGAGGGUUUGGUUCAGUGUGACACACACGCCAUCUGUGUGAACUUACCUGGUUGGUAUCACUGCGAGUGUCGUGACGGUUACCAUGACAACGAGGUGUACACCGCCAAUGGAGAGUCCUGUAAAGACAUGGACGAGUGUGUGACGGGCCACAGCAGCUGCGCUAACGACACGGUCUGCUUUAAUCUGGACGGAGGCUACGACUGCCGCUGCCCUCACGGACACAACUGCAGCGGAGACUGCGUCCACGACGGCAAGCUCAAGCACCACGCACAGAUCUGGCUGCUGGACAGCGACCGAUGCUCCGUCUGCUCCUGUCAGUCGGGCCGUGUCCAGUGCAGACGGAUGGUGUGUGACUGUGAUAACCCCUCGCUGGAUCUGUUCUGCUGUCCGGAGUGUGACCCGCGCCUCACGUCUCAGUGUCUGCAUCAGAACGGCCUGCUGACCUUCUCCAGCGGAGACUCCUGGAUCCACAGCUGCCAGCGCUGCCAGUGUCUGCAGGGUGAGGUGGACUGCUGGCCUCUGUCCUGCCCGCCGGUGGACUGUGUCUUCACGCUGGUGCCCGAGGGAGAGUGCUGCCCGCGCUGCGUCUCAGACCCGUGCCAAGCUCAGGCCGUCCACAACGACAUCACCAAGACCUGCGAGGACAAGCACGGGAUCACACGCUUCAGCGGAUCGUCCUGGAUCAAACACGGCACCGACUGCACACUGUGCCAGUGCAAGAACGGACACAUCUGUUGCUCAGUGGAUCCCAUGUGUCUUUAGUCUCUGCGUCGACGCUAACAGCACCUGUACAGUCUCACGGCCCUCCCUCCACGACCUUCCCCAAAUAAUGCCAAAUAUGAAUCGUGUAUAAUAUCAGACAGACGCCAGCGUACCUGAGGAGGCCAUUUCUGCACAAACAAGGACUAUAAACCCAUCGAAACACGACCACGCACACGCCGGCAUGACCACACUGGAUGUUUAAAGAAUAAAACAUUCAUUUUUAUCUCUUCGAUGAUCACAGGAUGUAGACAUUUUAGCUAGUAAGUAAAUCUUAUCCUAUUUCUCUUUUGCCUGGUUAUGGAAGUCGAUGCUAUUUUGUUGGUGUUUUCACCGCACUUUUUUCGAUUAGCUUUCUGUGUCUGUUUUUCCGUCUAGGUUUUAAAUUAUUAUAUGGCUUGUUCUUGUCUGAUGGUGAAUAAAAUAUCUUCAUUUCCAUUUAU
Messenger RNA from Sinocyclocheilus rhinocerous, 2970 nucleotides. RefSeq names its product protein kinase C-binding protein NELL2. The coding region runs from base 188 to 2530 and encodes 780 amino acids. Gene Ontology annotation, cellular component: cytoplasm. Gene Ontology annotation, molecular function: protein kinase C binding; heparin binding; calcium ion binding. The record is from RefSeq and is a predicted model, not a curated record. Lineage: Eukaryota; Metazoa; Chordata; Actinopteri; Cypriniformes; Cyprinidae. The transcript is spliced from 20 exons.